This is a messenger RNA of Juglans regia (Persian walnut), 1645 nucleotides long. RefSeq lists its product as uncharacterized. The transcript is spliced from 3 exons. The record is from RefSeq and is a predicted model, not a curated record. Lineage: Eukaryota; Viridiplantae; Streptophyta; Magnoliopsida; Fagales; Juglandaceae. Bases 518 to 1312 code for a protein of 264 amino acids.
AUCACCUCGCAUCCCUUAUCUCCAUUUUCCAUGACAAAUCUCAGUACACCACGGCAGGCCCUCCGAACAGCAAGACCACCUAGGAGCUUGAAGCGGAGAGACUCAGCCUGGGCAAUAGCGCAAAGCCCUCUGUUAUUAAUUUUCUCGGCGUAAAGCUCGACGCUGUUCUCCGGGAAUUUGAACCGCUUCUGUACCAAUGAGGUCAGCUCUCUGAUCCUCCUCCCCUUCUCACCGAGAACGUUCUGGGUCCGGGUGGCUCUGAUGGUGAUCUCGGUACGCAUAGGGGUAACCCUAACUUCGACUCCGGAGUAACCGUCCUCUGCCAGCUCACGGGUUAGCACCUCAUUCAGCUCGGCGAAGAGAACUCCGUCAGCUACGAACUUUCGCUUUUUGCUCAUCUGGGUUGCCAUUUUCGGGUUGAGGAGGCGAGAUCAGACGGCGAAGUGGCUGCUGCUUUGCAAUUUGCAAACCCUACUUUAAAAAUCUCUGAUUUUGGUUCACGUUUCUGGUGAAAGAAAUGAGUUCGGACUCUGCUGUUGUUUGUGUUUUAGACAACGACGAGGAAGAUAGCUCGAAUCAGAACAUCUCCAAGAUGAUUUCAACGUUAAGAACAUCUUUUCGAACGAAAGAUUUCGACCAAAUCGAAGAGAUUCUGAUAUCAAGAGAAUUAAAAUUGAAGAGGGAGCUCAAUAAACAAAAAAGCGAGAACGAGAAGCUGAAGAGGCUCGUAGUCCUCGAAAAGGCGGCUCAGGAUGCAGCGCAAGUAGGGGAGAGGAAGGCUGUGGAGAGGUAUGAAAAACUGUUGGAGGAGGUGAAGACAGGAGGGCUAGACGAAGAUAAGGCGGUGAUUUUGGAGCUUAAGAAGAAGUGUUGUGUGCUGGAGUGUUCGAAAAUAAAGGCUGAAAGCGAGGUUGAGCUUUGGAAGAGGAGGUUUGAAGAGUUAGGGAUUAGAGUUUCUAAAUUGGAGGAAGAUAUGGCACUUCUGAUGGAUAUGGGGCCUCAGGUUUCAAAGAAAUGUGGCGAUAACUCGUCGGUAAAGGAGAAGAAGUGUUCUAGUGGAAAGGAGAGAGUUGAAAAUGGGACUAAUUCUGUCGACGUGAGCAUUCGAGAUAAUGGGUUUGAUUGCGACGAAAAUACGAGUGUAGCAGCCGGUGCAGGCCUUAAUUUACGUUCGCCCACUAAAACAGAUGGGGAUUUGCAGAGUGCAGCUCGUCCAACAUCUACAUCAAGAGCCUUUGUUGACAUCCUUGAUAGCGAUGAUGACGUGCUCCAGGAGGAAUUUUGCUCAGAGAAGAAAAGAAAGACCGCAUAGACAAGGGGAACUACUUUUGUGGAGUUUUUUGUAGAUGGCGAUUCUCAAGGGAACCCAAAGAUAUCGGUUAGAGUUGGAGAACGGGACCAGAAAAGUCUUUCUGACUGUAAAGGACUAGCUAUUGACCACUGUAGGCAAUUAUUUGAGACUUACCAGAAGAGGAACAUUUCUUCCAAUCAUCAUUUGAAUGUGCAGAAGUAGAUGAUACGAGAUGGUGAUAUUUUGUAUUUUGUGGAUCUGAAUCCAUUUGUUGCUGGAUUAUCAAAUGUAAGACAUUUGCAACCUAUCCUGAUAACAGCAGAUUCAGCGGGUAAAAAAGACACCCUUCUUGUC